This is a messenger RNA of Corylus avellana, 912 nucleotides long. Its product is annotated as glutamine-dependent NAD(+) synthetase. Lineage: Eukaryota; Viridiplantae; Streptophyta; Magnoliopsida; Fagales; Betulaceae. Gene Ontology annotation, biological process: NAD+ biosynthetic process. The record is from RefSeq and is a predicted model, not a curated record. Gene Ontology annotation, cellular component: cytoplasm. Gene Ontology annotation, molecular function: glutaminase activity; NAD+ synthase (glutamine-hydrolyzing) activity.
AGGAGUUUUGAUUUCGUGGGGGUUGAGAGAAGGCCCACCAAUGUUAGUGGGCUUUUAGAGCCCAUGGAGGGCUUCACUUUCGAAUCAUUCGAGGAAAUCUCCGUCGAUGGAAGGUUGGGGAAAAAUUUUCCGAUGUGGUCCAGUAUCUAUGUUCCAGGUUUGAUUUAGGUUUCACUAUUUCUCUCUCAUUGAGCUUCAAUGUUUUUACUUCCUCUUGAAUUAGUCUAUGCGCCGGUGGAUUUUGUGCCGGAGCCGGAGGGGUUCUUGCCAAAGGUGAAGAGUCAGGAGGUGAGAGCCCGGGCUCUGGAGGUGCAUGCUUUGUGGAAGAAUUUGAGUACGAAAGUCUCUGAUGAGGUUGUGAAGCGGCCUGAGUUUCAUACUUUGCUUCCUCUGCCCAAGCCUGUCAUGAUUCCUGGAUCACGGUUUAGAGAGGUCAAUUACUGGAAAUCUUAUUGGAUAAUUAGGUUGCUAGUCUUAGAGGAUCUAUAAGUAGCUUUCAAGAGCAAGCAAGUUGCAAAAUUAAAGUUCCUUCGGUGGCGGUACCAUACAAGCUUUCUCAGCCUUUUACCCUGAAAAUGUGUCCUUCUAGUCCACUUAAGGUUGCUGGUUAUGGGAUUAUUUAAGAAGUGGAGCUUCUGGUUUUUUGUUUCCUCUUUCUGGUGGAGCAGAUAGCUCCUCGGUUGCUGCUAUAGUUGGCUGCAUGUGCCAGCUUGUCGUAAAAGAAAAAUAGCACAUGGAGAUGGACAAGUCAAAGCUGAUGCAAUUCGUAUUGGAAAUUAUACUGGUGGACAGUUUCCUACUGACAGCAGAGAAUUUGCAAAACGCAUAUUUUAUACAGUAUUUAUGGGAUCUGAAAACAGUUCUGAAGUCACAAAGUCACGAGCAAAGGUACUAGCAGAUGAGAUUGGCUCA